Lodderomyces jiufengensis is the source of this 2169-nucleotide messenger RNA. It is a transcript of the gene HAP42, whose product is annotated as Hap42p. The transcript has a single exon. NCBI's taxonomy places the organism in Eukaryota, Fungi, Ascomycota, Pichiomycetes, Serinales, Debaryomycetaceae. The record is from RefSeq and is a predicted model, not a curated record. Gene Ontology annotation, biological process: regulation of DNA-templated transcription. Bases 1 to 2169 code for a protein of 722 amino acids. Gene Ontology annotation, cellular component: nucleus.
AUGAGUAAUAACAGAAACAAUCAACAACAACAACAACAGCCGAAAGUUGCAACGCAGAUUAAAACAGAACCUGGAAAUAACUCAAAAUUGCAACAACCACCAAAAUCACAGUCUCAGACUCCAAUUUCAACACCAAUUUCUAUACAAAAUAAGAAUCCAGCAGCCACGAUGUCAAAACCGAAUUUUAUACAACGAACAUCAAUUCCACCGAAUACUCAAACCACUCAACAACCUAAUAAUUUACAAUCAAAAUUAGUUCAACCACAACCAAAAUCAAUGCAAUACAACCAAACAACAGCAACAACAACAAUAUCAAAACCAAAAUUAAAACCUCAGCAACAACAAAUACGGCAACAACAACCAAUAGCCCCAAAGUAUACAAAAAUUCAACCAGCAAUUGCACCAAAACCAGUUUCAAUAAUGCCUUCAACAAGUAAAUUUAAUCCUAUUCCUAAUGGUAAAAUUUUAUUACCUUUGAAAACUUCUUUUACAAAUGAUUCAAAUGGUGGGUUAAAUACUUCUAAGAAAUGGGUACUUCCACCGAGACCAAGACCUGGGAGAAAACCAACUGGUAAUGAAUGUGAAAAAAUUACAAAAACUCAAAUUAAUAAUAAUACUAUUAAUAAUAAUAUUAAUAAUAACAAUAAUAGUAAUAUGAUUAAAAGAAAACCAAAAUUAGCCAGAGAAAUGUCGAAUCCAGCUAAUUUGAAUCAAACACAGGGAAACACAGCUACAAUUAAUGGAAAUAAUACUCAAAAUUUGCAACAACCUAUGGUCAAAUUGAAUGAGCAAAUGAAAUCUAUACCACCUACUCAAAUUAAACAAGAGAAUAAUGUUAUGAAACAAUCAAUUGCAAAUCCUGCCAAUUCAGUUAGCCCAGCACAAAAUCAUCCAAAAGUUGAUAAAAAACCAAUACCAUUACCAGUCAUGAAAACAGAACCACAGACAACUGUGAAAAAAGAGCAACUACAGCAACCUAUUCCACAACAUAUAUCUAAACCUGCUCCACUUCCCACUACUACAACUACAACUCCAAUACUAAAACAAUCAAAAUCACCAACUGCAGCUCCACCACCACCACCACCAAUAAAAUCAAAUGAUCCAAAUUUACAUAUGAUGGAAUUAAAAAUGUCAUAUUUAUCAAAAUUGAAAGAACAAGAAAUUAUAAGAAAUUAUAUUGAAGUAUUGAAAAAUCAAAUAAAAGAAUUAAGUUUUGUACAAAAUGGAGUAAUUACAUUUGAUGCUUUAAAAAACAAUGUUAAAUUAAAUAAUUUCAACAAUAAUAAUACUCAAACAAAAAAAUUAAUAACUUUAAGUAAUACAAAACCAGAUCAAUUAGAUUCAAUUAAUAAUUUAAAUGAUUUAAAUAAAUUUUUAAAUUAUUUAAGUAAAUCAUCAGAUAUUAUUAAAAGUGUUAAGAAACAACAAUCGAGUAUAACAACGUCUGAAUCAUUAAAUAAUCAAAUUAAUAAUUAUGUUGAAUUAAGAAAUAAAUUUAAAAUGUUAAAUAAUUCAAAUGAUCAACACACAAAAUAUUCCAAGAGAACAUUGAAUAAAAAAGAUGAUGGAACAAUAACUCCAAAAACAAUUGGACCAACAACUUCAUCAUUUACACCAGAUUUAUUACGACCAUUAAAAGCAUCAAAUUUAUUUAAUGAUCCAACAUUAGAUUUAAUGGAUAUUGAAUUACAAACUGCAACAAUUGAAGAAUCACCAACAUCAUCAUCAGAUUUAAUGAAACCAAUUGAUAGUCCUGAUAAAAUUAAUCAAACAACAAUUGAUUUAGUUGAUCAACAAUCAAUUUCAAAUAAAUAUAUUAUAAACCCAAAUAUUGAAGAUAUUGAUUUUUUUGUUGAUGAACAUGAUUUUUUAAAUAAAUUAGUAUUAGAGGAUAAAAUAAAAGAAGAAAUGGAAUUAGGUAAAGUUGAAAUAUAUAAUAAGAAUGAUAAUGAUUAUAACAAUAAUAUUACAAAUAAUGAUUUUAAGAAUAAUAAUAAUAAUGGUAAUGGUAAUGAUUCACCUAUGUCAAAUUCAAAUGAUGCUAGAAAUCCAAUUGUUGUUAAUGAUAUAAUUAUGAAAAAAAAAUUAAAAUUUAAUUGUGGAUUUUGUACUAAUGAUACUCCAUGUUUAUGCUUUGAUUCAGAUAUAGAAAUUGCUGGGUUACGAUAA